This is a messenger RNA of Canariomyces notabilis, 2160 nucleotides long. Its product is annotated as alpha/beta-hydrolase. The coding region runs from base 1 to 2160 and encodes 719 amino acids. The record is from RefSeq and is a predicted model, not a curated record. Lineage: Eukaryota; Fungi; Ascomycota; Sordariomycetes; Sordariales; Chaetomiaceae. The transcript is spliced from 2 exons.
AUGCCGAGGCCGCUGCGUCGGUUGGUGCUCGCAUCCGGCUUCGCAUUACUGUUGCUGUUCGGCCUGUACGUCAACCUCUACCAGGACGGCAACUACCAGAGUCUGCGUGCCUCGCUGUUGCCCCUGGCCAAAGGCAGCUACGGCGGAAGUGUGACGCAGCCGGAUUCAGCAUCAGCGCCGGAAGAUCUGGGGCCUCUGGGGUCCAUUGAUACGGACAUCACCGUGCCAACCGACACAGCAACGCCCACGACAUUGGAGACCAUGGCGAAACCCACGGCGCCAGCACCCACCGUCACCAUCCGCCAGGGCACCUAUGUCGGCACCACGUUGCUCGCAUCCACCCGCUAUCCAAAGGCAGUUGAGGCCUUCCGCGGCGUGCCCUAUGGCCAGGACACGGGAGGCGAGAACCGCUUUCGCCCGCCAAAGCCGGUUCCGCCAUCCACAGAGACGUUUGAUGCACUGGCCUUUGGUCCGGUUUGUCCAAGUGACGGUGUGCUUGGCAAGGGCGUGGGCGAGGACUGUCUGAAUCUGAAUGUCUACCGGCCUGCCGGCCUUGUCAACAGGGAAGGCUAUGCGAAAGAGGGCAACGGCACGCAAAAGGCGCGGCUGCCCGUUGUCGUGUAUAUCCACGGCGGGGGCUUCAAUGUGGGCCGUGGAAUCGAGCGAAACAUGGCGAGCUUCGUCGCUUGGGCUGAGGCGCCCAUUGUGGCCGUCAACUUCAACUACCGGGUUGGCGCUCUGGGCUUUCUGCCUUCGGCUGUAACGGCUCGGGAGGGCUUGUUGAAUCUGGGCCUGCGGGACCAACAGCUGCUCCUCGAGUGGGUACGCGACAACAUCGAGGCGUUUGGUGGCGAUCCGGGGAACGUGACCAUCAUGGGGCUCAGUGCAGGCGCACACUCGGUCGGCCACCACAUAAUGCACUACGCUCGCUCCUCAUCUCCCGCGCCCUUCCACAAAGCCAUCCUCGAGUCAGGCGCCACCACUGCUCGCGCCGUCUUCUACCCGACCCACCCUCGUCACCUGGUCCAAUUCCGUGAAUUCCUUAUUGCCGCUGGCGCCGACGGCAUCCCUGAAUCGCAGAUCUUCUCUCACCUGCGCACACUCCCGCUCGAGACCAUCGUGACCGCCUCCAAAGCCGUCUGGGACAAGUACGUCGAGCACGUAACCUGGCCGUUCCAACCCGUCAUCGACGGCCCCAACCCGCUCGCCAACUCCAGCCACACCCAACCCGACCCCAUAAUCCCCACUCUUCCCAUCACCUCCUGGCUCAACGGCUCCCACCUGCACAUCCCCAUCCUAACCGGCUACAACACCAAUGAGGGCACAAUGUUCAUCCCGCCCAAGGCCGACACCUCGUCAGAUUUCCGCUCCUUUUUCCAGUCCCUCAUCCCCUCCAUGACCGAAGCCGACCUGGACCGGCUCGAAGCCCUGUACCCGGACCCUCUCACUUCCCCCGCAGACAACAACCCUUACAAGAGCGUGCCCCGCGGCAUGGGGCGGCAAUGGGCGCGCCUGGACGCCGCGUACUCGCACUACGCCUACAUCUGCCCGGUCCUGCAGACGGCCCACUUCAUGAGCAAAAACAGCAGCAAGAAGGAUAGGGUCUACGUCUACCGCUACGCCGCGACCUCGACGUGGGGCACGGCAAACCACGUCGACGAAGUCCCCGCCGUGGUCUACGACAUGAACGUGCUGCGCGGCAAGCCCGGGCUGGAACAGGUCGCCAAGGCCAUGCACGGCAUGUGGGCGCGCUUCGUGGCCAGUCCCGUCGGGGAUCCCAAUCCCAACCCGACCUCCACUUUUGACUCUGACUCGGAUUCAGCUUCUGGGGAGGGGAACGGGAGAAGCAAGAAGGCGGCGGCGGUGGAAUGGCCUGUCUUUCUGUCGCCCUUUUCCGACGAUGGUCCGACUUGGAGCGCGAGUCCCGCUGAUAGGCGGAACAGACGGGUGGCUGACGGUAGCGGUAGCGGCAGCGGCAGUAUCAUGGUCUUUGGGGAAGGGAAUAACGAGCGGGAGCCGGGCAAGCUGAUCAAGAAUCGGGGGAUCCCCGCGCAGGUGCAGGAGCUGAGCGAGUUUGAAAAGGAGGCAUGUCGCUUCUGGUGGGAGAGGGUGUGGUUGAGCCAAGGGCUGGGGAAUGCUCAUAGAACGGCGAAACUGUAG